AGUGCUUGCUGAAAUUUGAGUCACAUGUUACCUCAGAGUGACAGUGUCACUGUCGGGAAGGGGACAGCAGUUUACUCAAACUAUGGUCACAGCUCGGGAAUCUCAGUGUGAAAGAACACGGAGCUCUCUCCUCUGGGAUUCGACCCUUUUCCUUAUUUGUAUGAUUGUGGAUUGUCUGGACUAUACUAUAUAUAAAAAGGCACAAGAAGAGCACACAUCCAUUCAGAAGAUACGAGUGAAGCGAGGACUGGUGAAUGUUUGGACGACGCACGUUUCACUUUAUUCUAGUGCAACUAUAAGGAGACCAUUUAUAGAGUCAACAGAAGUAUUAAGUAACCAUUACCUCAUCUACUGUAUUGCUAAAUCUGUAAGCUACGUGCUUGAACCUUAGAUUGUUCAGUAGUUUCAAACACAAUGGGACUGCAUGGCUCCAAAGUUCCCUCAGAAGCUCAGAUUCUAAUGCUUGGCCUUGAUGGAUCUGGAAAGUCCACCCUGCUCUACAAGCUGAAAUACAAUGAGGCUGUGGUAACCGUUCCCACUGUGGGCUUCAACGUGGAGAUGCUGGAGACCAAAGAGAGGGGCUUUGUGCUGACCGUGUGGGAUGUCGGGGGACAGCACCGGAUGAGGAUUCACUGGGAGCACUACUAUCAGGGCACAGCAGGCCUGGUGUUUGUGGUGGACAGCAAGGACAAGGCACGGAUACCGGAGGCAAAGCAGGAACUAGAGAAGAUCUUGGGAAAUAAGAGUCUGAAAGGCCUUCCGUUGAUUGUUCUAGCCAACAAGCAGGAUUUGCCAGGAGCCGCAAGUGCUGGAGAUGUUGCAGAGAUCUUGAAAUUGAAGGAGAUUUGUGGCAAAAGACACUGGUUUCUUCAGCCAUGUUCAGGCAAGACUGGUGCCGGUUUGGAGGAGUGCUUCCAGAUGAUGGCCCAUUUUCUUAAGACUGCCGUAGGAGAAGGAGAGGAAUGUCUACAGAGAAGAAGGAAAUCAUUUAAAAUGAAGACACAGCAGGAUUACUGGUAAAUCGAACUGUUGUUACAAUCAAUGAACUACAGUUACAGUGGCAUGGCAGCAAAAUGCCUCCACAGCAUGACAGAGCCACAAUUAUCUCCUUUAAUUUGCUAAGUCUCUGUAAAUGUGGUAUGAAACAACAGUUACCAUGCACUAUGUCCUGCACAUUUUUCUUAACUAAUGUGAAAUGCUUCUACAUUCUAAUCUGUAAAUUUACUUGUUCAAAAACGUGUUCAAGUAUUUUUUUUUUUAUUUCUUUGUUCUCUUCAUUAUUCCAUUUAUAUGUUCUGUUUGAUAAAGUACAAUUUGCUGCUUGCAAUUUUUUUUUCCUCUUUUGAAAAAAAAAUGUCUUUAUUCAUUUUUAUAUUUCUAAACCCCAUUAUCUUUGGUGUUUAGUCAUUCUCUUUUUGUUUAUACUGUAAUCUUUAUGUUUUUACGAUAAUAUGAUCAUUUAUGAAUUGAUGAUAAUAUGAUAGUGACUAAAUAAAUAGUCAACUAAUAAACACUAAUAAACAUUUAUAGAGUUUUUCAUUUAUUUCAAGUUCAAAGCCAAAACCAAAAGCAACACCAUUGUGGUUUGAGCUCACAGUCUGUACAAUGAUCCGGUUAUAGAUAUAACAAUUCACCUAUCUUCAGUAACCUCUUUAUCCUGGUUCAUGGUCUUGAGUCAUGCUGUUAUUGGAAAAUAAUAAUAAGCUCUGGGGUGGUAACAAUGGGCGGCAUCAUAACACCCCAUCCUUUAACAGCAUGCUCAUUGUGUUUUACUGCUUAUAUCACGGAUAAUCGCUAUUAGAUUCUGGUGAAUAAAAUCUUCUUUUAUAAAUGAAGAGUGUGAUGAACA
Molecule: messenger RNA, 1849 nt
Organism: Ictalurus punctatus (channel catfish)
Lineage: Eukaryota; Metazoa; Chordata; Actinopteri; Siluriformes; Ictaluridae
Product: ADP-ribosylation factor-like protein 14
Exons: 1
Coding region: 415-1020 (201 amino acids)
Biological process (GO): intracellular protein transport; vesicle-mediated transport
Cellular component (GO): cytoplasm
Molecular function (GO): GTP binding; GTPase activity
Source: RefSeq, a predicted model, not a curated record